AUGCCCUUCUUAUUCGCCCAAAAGGGCAGAAAAACCCACGGCAAAAGUCGGGCCUAUCUUGCUCCAUCACCAACAGAGGUCUCGCGGCUAUCCUGGCAGCUACUCCAAGACCUCGGGUACCAGACACCACCCACAAACAAGCAGUGGUUACCUCUCGAAGAAGAAAUGGGAUACAAAACCCCAAAACAGCCAGCAGGAGCACCCAAAGACACCCGAGACAUCGGGACUCUGCUCCAGCGACCCACGAGCCACAAAAUGGUGGCAGAGCCUGACAUGGAGACUGGCUCUAACUGCUCAGCAAUGAGCCCAGAGGACCAGGAGGAACAUCAACAAUCCCAAUCACAACACACUCCACAAGGUGAGGGUGAUGACAUGGCCCCGGCCACAAAGCGCGACAUCAGGCAGUUCUUACAAGAGGUUAAACAAAUGUAUGAAGCAGACUUAAACAAGGCCCGCACAGAGAUACAAGCUGUGACCACAAGAGUCCAGGCCAUGGAAGACAACAUCAUAGACUUACGCCAAGAGGUGAAUGACAUGGGGCACACCCUCCGCCAACUGCAAUCUGCAAACACAGCAGUCCAAAGAAAACUAGACACCAUAGAGAACCGCAGCAGACAAAAAAAAUUCUAA
Messenger RNA from Pelobates cultripes (western spadefoot toad), 630 nucleotides. NCBI's taxonomy places the organism in Eukaryota, Metazoa, Chordata, Amphibia, Anura, Pelobatidae. The record is from the annotation of a GenBank genome assembly.